This is a messenger RNA of Necator americanus (New World hookworm), 858 nucleotides long. RefSeq lists its product as uncharacterized. Bases 1 to 858 code for a protein of 285 amino acids. Gene Ontology annotation, molecular function: mRNA binding; structural constituent of ribosome. The transcript is spliced from 6 exons. Gene Ontology annotation, biological process: translation. The record is from RefSeq and is a predicted model, not a curated record. Lineage: Eukaryota; Metazoa; Nematoda; Chromadorea; Rhabditida; Ancylostomatidae. Gene Ontology annotation, cellular component: mitochondrial large ribosomal subunit; ribosome.
AUGCGGAGGAAAGAAUGGGGCAUACGAGGAAGAGCUAACUGCGAAGGAACAGAGCGGAAAAGCCAUCACAUUAUUCCAGGCGCAAACAGACGCUAUAAAAUAGACCGAGAAAGACUACGUGUUCAUCCACCAGAAAUCAUGCGAGAAAAACCAAGAAACGGGACUGCCCUUCGCACCGAGAACGAAAACCCGCCGCACAUCCUCCAAAAAUUCCAAAAUGUGGGCUGCAACGUAAACUGCGCCAACCAUGCUCUCGGCACGCGUCCAUCAACCCGGCAGACGCAAGCCAGGAUGUCAGUACUAGCAAGGUUACGUUCCGGAUCUUUCCUCCGUGUUCGUGAUGGCGUCCGAUAUUUGUCUGCUGCACAACCUAGCGGAUUACCACUGGAUAAAGGCACGCCUGCCCCUCUUCCUUCCGAGGACAAACCGCUAUCUCCUAAAGUGGCGGCUCUUGUCGAGGAAAUAGUUAAUUUAAGUCUGCUAGACGUGGCUGAUCUCAACAAAGCUCUGAAGAAGAGGCUGAACAUUUCUGAUCAGCCAUUCAUGCCUGCUGGUAUGAUGAUGGCUGCUGUACAAAAUGCUGCAGCAAAUGGUGCCCCAUCAGAAGCAUCAAAAGAAUCCGAAUCCGAUGUUCCACAGAAGAUGACCUUCAGUGUUAAACUGACCAAAUUCGAUGACUCUAAGAAGAUAUCUCUCAUCAAGGAGAUCCGAACUCUUGUUCCGGGUCUGAAUCUCGUUCAAGCGAAAAAGUUUGUGGAGACCGCUCCAGUCGUCGUAAAGGAAGACAUGGGUAAGUCUGAAGCUGAGGAAAUGAAGAAUGCUCUUGAAAAAGUUGGAGCUACCAUAGAGAUUGUUUAG